Molecule: messenger RNA, 4150 nt
Organism: Drosophila guanche
Lineage: Eukaryota; Metazoa; Arthropoda; Insecta; Diptera; Drosophilidae
Gene: Npc1a
Product: NPC intracellular cholesterol transporter 1
Exons: 12
Coding region: 167-4027 (1286 amino acids)
Cellular component (GO): membrane
Molecular function (GO): lipid carrier activity
Source: RefSeq, a predicted model, not a curated record
CAAAUUUGUCACUGGAGAAUGAUUACAUUUUAUCGAGUACAGAUAUUCGAUCAGUUUAUCAAGUGAAAUAAGAUGGAAGGUGCUUGUUUUAAAUAAUAUUUUUCACUGUACAUCGGUGAAUUUCACUUUCAAAACAAGGAUAUGCGAUUUGAAUUUUAUAUAAAGGAUGUGUUCCUCAAUCCCUCUCAGGAGUACUGCAAUCGGAGUCCGGACCAUUUUUAUCGUGACACUACUUAGUCUUUUUCAAUUGUCUAAACAAGACUGUGUGUGGUUUGGAGUAUGUAAUACUGAUGCCUUUAAUCAUAAUCAAUACUGCUCAUAUAAUGGGACUGCAAAAUCAAUGCCUCAAGAUGGGAUAGAUUUGCUAAAAGAGCGCUGCGGCUUUUUACUUGAUGAAGGUCAAACGGAGUUCUGCUGCGAUAUUAAUCAGGUGAAAAUAUUAAAUGAAAAUGUAAAACUGGCCGCUGCAAUUCUGGAUCGAUGCCCAUCUUGUAUGUCGAACUUAGUUCGACACAUUUGCGAGUUCACUUGCUCUGCAAAUCAAUCUCAAUUUGCGCAUGUGGCUGCCACGAAAAAUAAUACAGAAGGUUUACCCUAUGUCAGUUCGUUGGACUUACACAUCACGGCAGAAUAUAUAAACAAAACUUAUAAAUCAUGCUCCCAGGUUUCCGUGCCACAAACCGGUCAAUUAGCACUUGAUCUAAUGUGCGGAGCGUAUCCUGCAUCACGCUGUAGUCCUACGAAAUGGUUUACUUACAUGGGAGAUGCAAACAAUAUAUACGUUCCAUUUCAAAUAACAUAUGUUCAGCAUCAAUCAAAUUCUACAAUAAAUGGAACUUUGCCUUUAAACCCACAUACAGUGCCUUGUAACAAAGCGAUAAAUAACUUAUUACCUGCUUGCUCGUGCAGUGACUGUGAAAUGUCUUGCCCGAUAGCUCCACCAAAACCCGAAGUUCCCGAGAAAUUUACAAUAGCAGGAUUUGAUGCCUACGUCGUAAUUAUGUCGUGUGUUUUUAUUGUGGGAGUCUUUACAUUCCUAAUGGGAUCAUACGUAUUUACUCAAGAUUCGAUAAUUGAUGAAAACCCGACAAUUGAAGGCAACGACGUCCCUGAUGAUACAAAUUUCCGACAGCAUACGCCCUUUUUUGAAAAUCUGGGCGAUAAAACAGAGGUUUUUUUGGAAAACAUAUUUACCAAGUGGGGAACAUUUUUUGCCAGCUAUCCGCGGAUUACCUUGUUUGCCGGUGCUUUACUAGUUUCAAUCCUAGGAUACGGAGUCACGUUUAUACAAAUUACAACGGAUCCAGUCCAACUUUGGGCUUCACCAAAUUCCAAGUCUAGAAUUGAAAGAGAUUUUUUUGACAACAAAUUCGAACCAUUCUUUAGGAUAGAACAAAUCAUAAUCAAAGCUGUGAACCUACCAAAUAUAGUACACAACACUUCAAACGGACCUAUUACAUUUGGCCCAGUGUUUCAUAAGGAGUUCCUUACUGUUUUUUUUAAUCUGCAAGAAGAGAUAAAAAAUAUAGAUGCAAAUGGAACAUUCCUAAAGGAUAUAUGCUAUGCUCCAUUAUCCGAUGACAAAAGUGAUAUUAGUACCUCAAAUUGCAUUGUUCAAUCAAUAUGGGGAUAUUUUCAAGAUGAUUUAAGUCGAUUAGACGACAACGAGGAAGAUAAUGGGUUCAACGUAACUUAUUUGGAUGCAAUUUAUCAAUGCACAAGUAAUCCAUAUUUAUGCUUAGCUCCUUAUGGUGGGCCUGUAGAUCCUGCUGUUGCUUUAGGUGGAUUUUUAAGGCCUGGAGAACAACUUUCCGGAAACACAAAAUACGAGUUAGCAAAUGCUUUAAUUUUGACGUUUUUAGUCAGAAAUCAUCAGAAAACAACAGAUUUGUUAAGCGCUCUGCGGUGGGAGACUUUCUUUGUUGAGUUUAUGAGUAACUAUACGAAAAACAACAUGAGUGACUUCAUGGACAUAGCUUUUACAUCAGAGAGGUCAAUAGAAGACGAGUUAAAUAGAGAAUCUCGAUCGGAUAUUCUAACAAUUUUAGUUUCAUACCUAAUUAUGUUUAUGUAUAUUGCAAUAUCGCUGGGCCAUGUUAAGGCGUUCAAUAGAGCUUUUAUUGAUAGUAAAAUUACACUUGGUUUAGGUGGUGUUAUUAUUGUGUUAGCUUCUGUAGUUUCUUCUGUUGGCAUAUUUGGAUAUGCAGGCAUUCCAGCUACCCUAAUUAUUGUAGAAGUGAUACCAUUUUUAGUAUUAGCUGUCGGAGUCGACAACAUAUUUAUUCUUGUGCAAACUCAUCAGAGAGACCAUCGAAAACCCAAUGAGCUGCAUGAACAGCAAAUAGGACGAAUAUUGGGUCGUGUUGGACCAAGUAUGCUUCUAACUUCUCUAAGUGAAAGCUUUUGUUUUUUUCUUGGUAGUCUAUCUGAUAUGCCUGCUGUAAAGGCAUUUGCUUUAUAUGCUGGUGUCGCAUUAAUAAUUGAUUUUAUAUUGCAAAUUACUUGCUUUGUGAGUCUAUUUACUUUGGAUACUAAGCGAAAAGAAGAAAAUCGUCUGGACAUAUGCUGUUUUAUCAAAGGAAAAAAAUCAGAUAUUAUUAACAACAGCGAAGGACUUCUGUAUAAAUUUUUUAAAAGUGUCUAUGUUCCAUUUCUAAUGAAAAAGGUUGUUAGAGUUCUUGUAAUGAUUAUAUUUUUUGCAUGGCUAUGUCUCAGUGUUGCCAUUUCACCUCGGAUUGAUAUUGGGCUAGAUCAGGAACUGGCCAUGCCUGAAGAUAGCUUUGUUCUACAUUAUUUUAAAUCAUUGAAUAAGCAUCUUAACAUUGGUCCCCCAGUCUUUUUUGUGCUUAAAGGCAAUUUAACGUAUUCAAACAGUUUGGUUCAAAAUUCAGUUUGUUCAGGUCGAUUUUGCAAUGACGAUAGCGUGUUAACUCAAAUCUAUUUAGCGAGCAGACAGUCAAACACAACCUAUAUUGCACGACCUGCGUCUAGUUGGAUUGAUGACUAUUUUGAUUGGGCUUUAGCAUCUUCUUGCUGCAAAUAUAAUCCACAAAAUGGAGAUUUCUGUCCUCAUCAAGAUACUUCGUGUUCAUCUUGCAAAAUUAGCAAAAAUUCUCUUCAACGGCCAGACGAACAUGACUUUGGAGAGUAUUUGCCAUUUUUUUUAAAGGAUAAUCCAGACGAUUCGUGUGCCAAAGCUGGUCAUGCUGCAUAUAGUGGAGCUAUUAGAUAUUCCAAUGAUCAUAAAAGGCUACAAGUCGAUGCCUCCUAUUUUAUGACUUACCAUACCAUUCUUAAAAGCUCAGAAGACUACUUUUUAUCCUUACAGUCAGCUAGAAAGAUAUCCAAAAAUAUAACACAAAUGUUGCAAGGCAGAUUAAUAUCUUUUGGUGUACCCAUUGAAUCAGCUCUUAAUGUCGAAGUUUUUCCAUACUCAGUAUUUUAUGUUUUUUAUGAACAAUAUUUAACCAUGUGGGCUGACACAUUAAAGAGCAUGGGUAUUUCUGUUCUUUCUAUAUUUAUAGUAACAUUCAUUUUAAUGGGCUUCGACAUACAUUCCGCUUUAGUGGUUAUUAUUACAAUAACCAUGAUUGUUAUUGAUUUAGGAGGCUUAAUGUACUAUUGGAAAAUAUCCCUGAACGCUGUUUCAUUAGUUAAUCUGGUAAUGGCGGUUGGAAUAUCGGUCGAAUUUUGUUCGCACUUAGUGCACAGCUUUUCCCUUUCCAAAGAGAUAACUCAAAUAAAUCGAGCUUCGGAUAGUUUGACGAAAAUGGGUAGUUCCAUUUUUUCUGGUAUUACGCUUACCAAAUUCGCAGGCAUUUUAGUGCUAGCGUUUGCUAAAAGUCAAAUCUUUCAAGUUUUCUACUUUCGAAUGUACUUUGGAAUUGUUGUAAUUGGAGCAGCUCAUGGGCUUAUCUUCUUGCCUGUUUUAUUGAGUUAUAUCGGUGCUCCGGUGAAUCAAGCCAGGUUUAAACGUCAAAGUGAAGAUCUGACUGAACACGAUACAGCACUUUCUGGAAUUUUAUAAGUGUAUACCAUGCCUUAAACCAUGGACUAUUUUAAAUGUUAACUGGUUUAGGUGUAAUAUUGUCGAAUAUGUAGAUAAUUAUAGAUUUGUAGUUUAUAUGUAAUUUUUCCAUAAGCAGGUUAA